UGGAGACAAUGGCGUGGAGGCUGUGCCCGAUCUCCCGCUUACGGCGCCGACUCAGGAACUCAUCAAAUUCCCAACGAGGGAGACGAAGAGGGAGAAUCCCAGGAAAUUCUCCCUGCAUCGCUGCCUCCGUAUUUUAGUUUGUCACCUCACAAAACAAGCUAGAUGGACGUCAAGAAAGAAUUCCAUGGACCGCGGUCGGAACGGUUCCAAACCCUUCCGCCGGUGACUGGCGCUAUAGGACCUGGAGAAUAUGAGAGCACAGCGUUAACAACAGCCAUUCUGGCCAAACCGACGUCGAAUGUUGGCGUAUACAUCCGGCAAGGGGUUCGGUUUCCCGAUGUCAAACAGCAGGCACCGCCAUUAGGCCACUACGAACACAAAUCCUUCAUAGAGGAUCUGAAGAAGACGAAAGGGAGUGUGCGGCCGUUACUUGAUAGCGGUGGUGCGAAGAGCGGCCUGGAGGCAACUUUGAGAGGAUCGAACGGGUUCAUACCGGGUCCUGGAACAUACGAUAUCAACUAUGCGAUAGGACGACAUGUGGCGAACGACGAUCGGUUCUCUUUGCACAAAUCCGCGCGGUUACAAUGGCGUGAUCAAAAGAACCGGGGACAACUCGCUGAACUGCGGAAGCUCCUCGUGUCUGACGAUAUUUUCACCGAUAAGCGAGCGUGCCGCCGAAUGGCAUAUUUGGCGCUGUACUUCCCCUCCUAGGUUUUCUUAAGUUCUUGAUGUAGAUCGAUAGGGCAUUGCGAUUCGCGGGCCUCGUGUAGGACUAAGAGUUUUAGGAAUAGGUGCAAUUUAGGAUAUUCGUUGGAAGAUUAGCAAGUACAAUACACAUAGAGCUGUGGAACGCGAGUUCUUCGCCUUGUCAAACGAGCGGCCAUCGCUUCCUCGCUUCGAGGCUCGCGAAAGCU
This is a messenger RNA of Fimicolochytrium jonesii, 914 nucleotides long. RefSeq lists its product as uncharacterized. The record is from RefSeq and is a predicted model, not a curated record. Bases 163 to 711 code for a protein of 182 amino acids. NCBI's taxonomy places the organism in Eukaryota, Fungi, Chytridiomycota, Chytridiomycetes, Spizellomycetales, Powellomycetaceae. The transcript is spliced from 9 exons.